GCGCACAGAGACGCGACACCGGCGCGCUGCAGCUCCUCCGCAUCCGCGUAUAUCUCUCUCUCUCGCACUCUCUCUCUCUCUUCCUGAAACAAACGGCUUAUUGUCUUCUCCUUGCAAGGCUAUCUUUUUUUGUUUCGUUUUAAUUUCCCCCCAUUUCCCCUCUUCUCUCGGCUCCUCUCAUGCCGCCGUUAAGGCGCUGGAUACGGGGCGGUUUGUGAUCGACCAAGCAGCAGCUCGAUGAAUAUGGCGUGUAUCGGGGACGCGGACCCUUUCACCGCCGCGAUACCUGCCACCAAAGUUGAGCUCACGGUGUCUUGCAGAAACCUGCUGGACAGAGACACGUUCUCCAAAUCUGAUCCAAUUUGUGUGCUGUACACUCAAGGAAUAGCCAACAGGGAAUGGAGAGAGUUCGGCAGGACGGAAGUCAUAGAUAACACCCUCAACCCUGACUUUGUCCGCAAAUUCAUCCUGGACUAUUUCUUCGAGGAGAGGCAGAAUCUACGCUUUGACCUGUAUGAUUUAGACUGCAAGAGCGACAACCUCUCUAAACACGACUUCCUGGGCCAGGCGUUCUGUACGCUGGGCGAGAUAGUCGGCUCCCUGGGGAGCCGCCUGGAAAAGCCUUUGAUCGGGAUCCCGGGGAAGAAAUGUGGCACCAUCAUAGUGAGAGCAGAAGAGCUGAGCAACUGCAGGGAAUCAGUGCUGCUGCAGUUCUGUGGCAACAAGCUGGAUAAGAAGGACUUCUUCGGAAAAUCUGAUCCCUUUCUCGUCUUCUACCGCAGCAAUGAAGACGGAUCGUACACCAUCUGCCACAAAACAGAGGUGGUGAAGAACACUCUGGAUCCCGUGUGGCAGGCUUUUAAAAUUCCUGUCAGGGCGCUGUGUAACGGAGACUACGACAGGAGCAUUAAGGUGGAGGUGUACGACUGGGACAGAGACGGAGGCCAUGACUUUAUUGGCGACUUCAGCACCAGCUACAGAGAAAUGUCCAGAAGCCAGUCACAGUUCCACAUCUAUGAGGUUCUCAAUCCAAAGAAAAAAGGAAAGAAGAAGAAAAAGUACCAAAACUCAGGAUCGGUCACCCUCCUGUCCUGCCUCGUGGACACUGAGCUCUCCUUCCUGGACUACAUCCGAGGCGGGACUCAGAUUAACUUCACAGUGGCAAUUGAUUUCACGGCAUCAAAUGGCAACCCGUCCCAGCCCACCUCGCUCCACUACAUGAGCCCAUACCACCUCAACGACUACGCCAUGGCGCUGCGGGCCGUCGGAGAGAUCAUCCAGGACUACGACAGCGACAAGAUGUUUCCUGCACUCGGCUUCGGCGCCAAGCUUCCCCCAGAUGGGCGGGUCUCGCACGAGUUUGCCCUGAACGGCAAUCCACAGAACCCGUACUGCAGCGGUAUCGAGGGGGUGAUGGAGGCCUAUUACCAGAGUCUGAAAUCUGUGCGUCUCUACGGACCCACCCACUUCUCCCCCGUUAUUAACCACGUGGCCAGGUAUGCGUCAGCAGUGACGGACGGCUCACAGUACUUCAUCCUGCUCAUCAUCUCUGAUGGCGUGAUCACGGACAUGGCGCAGACGAAGGAGUCCAUAGUCAAUGCUGCGUCUCUGCCCAUGUCAAUUAUAAUAGUCGGGGUCGGACCAGCGGAAUUUGACGAAAUGAUCGAGCUGGACGGGGACGAGGAGAGGAUCUCAUCCCAAGGACGAUACGCCGAGAGGGACAUCGUUCAGUUCGUUCCUUUCAGAGACUACAUUGACCGACGGGGGAACCACAUCCUCAGCAUGGCUCGCUUGGCUAAGGAGGUGCUCGCCGAAAUCCCGGACCAGUUCCUGUCCUACAUGAGGACCCGAGGGAUCAAACCCGGCCCCUUGCCUCCUCCUUACACCCCCUGUCCUCCACCGGCUCUCCACCCGCUCCUCUGCAGACGGGUAAGCCGAAUCUAAAGGCGGAGGCCUCGCUUUUGACGCCGGGCCGGCCGACACUGCUGGUCUACUCUCAUCUCUCUGCUUCUUCUUCUUCCUACUCUUCACUGGAAGCUUUUGAGCACACGGCGGACCUCGCCCGCUCUCUCUCUCUCUGUCGGGAACAUUUGACCGUGAGCCGAGGGCCAUGAUGUGGAUAACCCAGAGUGGGUUCCACUUUUUAGAGGAAGGGACCUUUUUUCCGUAGCGGAUGAAGGUUGGGGGUUUUAAAGGGUCGUGGUGGGGAAGGGUCCGAGAUCUACCUCCACCAGGACGCGUGGACGGGAGAGGAAACAGACUACAUGAAGCUGUCAGAUUGAAACACUGAUUGAUCAUUUGCUAUUUCUAUUUCCACUUCCUCUAUCUUUCACAAAAUCAUGUCUCUCAAUAUUCAAAUGUUUACAAAAUUGAGGACUGGACUGGAGCAUUUUUUUCAGGAGGAAAUUUAUACCAAUCAAUGUGAAAACCUUUCAGAUUCCUAUUUUUCGGCCGCAGAACCUGGAAGUUGUGACUUUGUACAAAAGCGUUUUAGGCCCUGGUGCCACAUUCUUCAUUACAGAGUGUGUAUGUUUUAGUUUUUUUUCAUAAAUGGAGCAUGUGCUAGUUUUAAGAGAAGCAUGCACUGUUGUCCUGCACUCAGGGCUUUGUCCAUCACACACAACACCCCCCCCACUCACCAUCACCACCACUGCCAUGUUCCAUUAAGAACAAACCCGUCGCCUGAUAUCUUCCCACACUCCUCCUACCUUCUGCUCCGUCCACCGGUCUUGACGAUGGAAGCUGUGCUCCCUGAGAAGUCGGGUCAAAUCAAAUGCAGCAGGUACUUGAAGCAGCCUUACUCUUUAGUCAGAUAGCAUUCACGGGCACCGUGUCCACCAUGGGCUCUGGAAAUGUGGAUCUCCAAGCCCAGAAGUCAAAAACACACUUCUUACUACCGAACCUGACUGUGUGUUAAGUUACGUCUUCUUUUUAUUUCCAUGGAACAACAUUGUUCUUCAGAAGUUUUUUUUUUACGUCUCUCUACCUCUCACUUUGUUUAGUAUUGCCAAAAAAAAAAAGGUGUUUUAAAUAACAACAUGUCGGCGUGUCAGUCUGUAGGGUUCCCAGUUUUUUUUCUCACAUCAUGAAAUAUUUGCCGAACUGUAGGUUGAGAAUUAAAGGACUUCGGUAGCUGUGAGAUCAGGUGACUCACACCUUUGUGUUAGCAACACACUGUGAAUAUGUGCACAGGAAACAGUUAGCCGACCAACCAAAAUGCAAAGCUGCUUUUAUUUUAGCAGCGACCCUUAUGGAUCAAAGUAGGAACUUUGACUGAGUUGUUUCUGUUGUAGUUCCAUGUUGUCCAACAAUGUUGCAACUAAAAUCUGUUAUAAUCCCCGACGGUUUAGUUCAGUAGCAUGUCGCUAAUCACCUCCUUAAAGGAACAGUCACCAGAAAACAAAACAAUGUUUUCAGUAUCAAACUCUCCUCCUGAAGGUCUCAGCUUAGAUUCACAACACUUAUAAUGGAUUCUUGUGUUCCUGUUUCCACAACGGCUUUCUGAGAUUUCUGUUUUUGUUUUGUCGGUGCUCUUCUCACUGGUUUAGUCGGGAAGACUUAAUGCCACAAACUUCCAUCUACAGUACCAAUCACUGUUCAGCAACGUUUAUUAAAUGAUAAAGUGAAAACAACAUGUAGUCUGAUUAUUAGGAUAAUAUCGACCCAGUUCAUGGCGGGGAAAAAAAGAUAAAAGUUCAACACAGCUAACUAUGUUAUCAACAAAUGGAAGCUGUUUACGUCCGUCAAGUGGAGCUACAUUAUGUAGUUUGGCUGCAAAACAGUAUAUUUGACGUUUUUUAACCUCCACUGGAAUCCAUUGUAAAUGUCUUCUGCAAGAGAGCAGACCGCAAACGUUCCAGAGUCUACAGGUGUUGAGUGUUUGAUAUUCAAAACCUAGUUGUUCGGGGGAAGUUAUCCUUUAAAAACGGGGGAAAUACUCAAAUCCAAAACAGGUCCUUGCACUGCCACUUUUAGCCAAGUUUUGGGGCGAAACUCAAACGCAACCUUGCUGCUGUUUUGCCCAUUAGCGUGUACAUGAAAACUUUACAGUGUGACUUUAAGAAAAGCACAAACCAUUUCCUGCCAGAAAACCACAGGCCCCUUUUUAACUAAAUGUGUGAAGAACAGCGAUCAUACAUUUGACUCUCUUUACUGCAAACUUUUUCGGGCCCUAUUCAGUCAAGGAAUCAAUGUGAGAGAAGGUUUACAUCAUUUUUCUAAACUUACGCCUCAAAAUCAUCUUAUACUUCUUGGCUGAUGAUGCUUCAUUAAGAUAUCUACUUAUAAACUGCUUGUAAAACAUUUCUCAGAUAUUUAUACACUGUACAAAUUUUUGCCUUUUUUGUGUAUUGGACAAUAUACUGUAUAUGUAAUGCUGCUUCUUGACUGCUGAUAUAAGUAUUACAUUUUAUACUGAGGCCUGUAAUCAUAUUUAAAUCAUGACUAACAGGCCUUAUUCAUGUUUAUACAUAAGUUAUUCAUAUUUAAAUCAUGAACGACAGGCCUGUAUUUUUUAUAAGCUAAUGGUUGGAUAAUAAUGUUUAACAGUAGACCCGGUGAUCAAGUACACCACGUAGCAACAUUUACCUGCCAAAUCUGACACAUUGUUAAAGGGAAAGUUUCAGAUGUUUUGAAGUGGGGCUGUACGAGGCGAACGACGCGCCCGCAGUUUAGAGAAACAGACGAGAGGACCAGCACAGGAGCAAAGAAAUGUACCGCUGUGGACGGGGGAAGAAGCAACAAUGUAGUUUAGCCACUUAAAAAAUCUAAAAUUAUAACUAGAUUACUUUCCAUGCACGAAGACAGCCCUUUAUGACGGAGAACUGAAGCCGUUAUAUAUGCUCUCUUCAAAGACUCCAUUGACAAAAUCAGUCAUUUUAGCUGCUGGCCCACAGCUGCCUCGAUUUUAUUUUCUGUGUGUUAUUAACUCAUUGUGUCACACAAUAACACAAUUAGCGUCAUAGUUUUAAAAAAAAUGUCCCAUGUAUGAAAAAAAGACCCAAAACGAACGUUGUAAGUGGAUGAAUUGAUAACUAAAAGCAAAUUAUUUAACAUUUGCACAGGUUUGAUUCUGUCCCAAGCUUUUCGAUUCAUAUAAAGCGGUUGAUCACUGUUUUCUCUAUGAGCAGUUUACACUGUAUUGUUUUUAUUAAAGGUGUCUAAAAUACAUUUUGCUGCUGCCCUCCAUUCACAGCAGUGCAUCGCUUUACCGCCUGUUUCUCCAAACUGGGGCCGUGACGACCGGCAUCUACUGUAUUUGAUACGCUGACUUUGGAUAAGCACCUAAUACAACCCUACUUCAAACAAUACGAACUAUCCCUUUAAGUGUAGUGUCUCAUCGUUGGCCCGAAACUCAUUCUGAAAAAGCUGGUUGUUCAGUUUAACUGAAUAGGGUCCCUCAGUGUGGGGACGGGUGUUCUGGUAGAUUUUGUACUCUUCAGUGUUGUUGUUUGAUGGCGGAUUGCACAAUGUAGCACUGGUCUCAGGUCUGGUAUUGGACUGGAGCAGCAUCAGACUGAGCCGGAUCAGACCAGAUCAGGCAGGAACGUUCUGUGACUCUCCUCCUGAAACACAAGGCAGGGCCUUUCAUUUAUAUAUCACGACACGAUGUCAACUUCAUCUCACACCCACACUCUCGUAUACGCUGUACAUCCAGUACAUGUAUUUGUAUAUGAAACAUGCAUGACACUUACAUAACAAGGCCAGGGUUGAGUGAAGAUUAAGGGUUUUUUUUGUGCUUGUUUUCUCAGAGAAACAGUGGUUUCACAAACGUGACAUUUACAGCGUGAGUAUUAACAGCUUUAAAAGCAGAGUCUCUCAACUUCUUAUGUCCUGUGACCACAUUUUUAGGUCCAGGAUGUGACGUUGUAUUCUGUUUCAAGUUCUUGGAGGCAACUCCAAACGGAUUAUUUUGAAACCAAAAUUCUCGCCAAGACUGUGCAAUCCCUUACAAGCUAAAAGUUUUUUCUUUUGAUGAUAGAAACUGUUCAGAACUCUAAAAUCUGGAUCUGGAUCCAGAUGUUUAAGAUUGUUUGUACAAAGUGCAGCAUGAAAAAACAGUUGAAACACUUGUCACGUUGCCAAAUGUGACCGAAAACACAACAUCCUUAACCCGAGAUAACGACGAUUAACGAUAUUGAAACCGGUUGACCGUUGGCUAAUCUUCAUCCUCCUUUAGGCUGUCACGCUUUUCAUUUUUUCCUGCUAACCAUCGAUUUUGACAGCUGUCUCUAGAAGCUAUCAUCAGCUGUAGGUGCUAAUUAGCUUUACCUGUAGCGAAUUAAGCUAAAGUUAUAUGGUCUUGAAUAUGCAAUGUCAGGCUGACAGCCAUGAUAUACCAUCAGAAGACUAAAGCGAACAGUUAAAAGUUAAAUUUACUCAACAUGAAAAUAAAGAAACAGUAUUUUUCUUGUAUUGCGGUGUAGAGCUAGUUAACGCUAAUAAGAUACUAAGAUAAGGAAAAGUGUAGAAUCAGUUAUUUGGUUCUAACACACCCGUGUUUGGCUGCUAAGCUUACGUACUUCAAACAGUAUAAUUUCAUCAAUUUAACAAGAAUAACGUUUAAAAUCCGUCCUCAUCCUAGAGGCUAACCGAUGUGUCGUUAUCUCGAGGAAUAUUGUUGGAGUUGUUUGAGCGUGAACUUCCUCAAAUGUAACCGUAACUUGUGACCCCAAAACCUAAUGAAGUUAGUUGAUGAUAGUGAUCAAUUGCUACUGUCAGCUGUCAGCUGGUUAACUAGACAAGGUAACGAUAGCAGAACCAAUAGACAAACCAUCUACACAUUUCUACAUUUUACACACUUUGGCUCCUGCUUUUGCUUUUGGACAAUCACUGAUCCGGGUAGAGGUUUAACAAACGGUCAAUUGAUUUUUUGAUUCGAAAAAACAAUUACAAAAAGAUCGGCCCCAUAAGGGAUUGAGAAGCUCAGCCACAUCAUACGACCAGAGGACCGAUAUUAUUCUCUGCUGUGCAGUAUGAAUAUGUGACAGCAUGUAGAGCUUCUCUUUCCCUCAGCACGAGGAAUAGAACAUACAGUUUGCACAGAAGCCCGGUGGAGUUGGGAGUCUUAACAUAAACCCAUAAGGGGUUUUUUUUUUUGUCACAUGCGGCUGCGAUGUGUGAAAUCACUGUUCCUCUGCGUCAGCGUAGGAGUGACAAUCAAAAGCAUUUAUUGUGUAGGAGACUACAAGGCGGGGAAAAACAACAACAACCCUGUGCCAUAGGUGGACAAACAAGCUUUAAUGAAGUCGGCUUACACCUCGCUGCCUCCCACCGCUCAUCGUUGCAUCCGUGUCACUCUGCCGAGGAGGCGUCGUGUCAGCAUGCCGGGCCACACGAACGGCCACGUAACCUUCACGCACUCAACAUGAAAGUGGUUUACUGUACCUUUACGAUAUUAACAAAGUGGUUUAAUCGAAUGCUCGUGAUGAAUAUCCUGUUUUACUCUGUUUUUAUUAUUUUUUGAUAGCAUGCAUUAAGUUUGCAUGCGUAGAUUUCUUUUCUAACAGAGAUGCAUCAGUGGGUUUCAAAAAUAAUUGUAAUAUGACAUCAUUACGUGUUAAUUUUAGACAACUUUUUUGCCUUAAAAGUCUCACUCGUCAAUUUUGAAAUUGUGCAAUGCCUUCAGAUGUUUCUUUUGAAGACUUUUUUUUUUGGUAUGCUGAUGCACAGCCACUCAUCAGACGUCAUGUCACAGCAUUGUUCUCUCAAACCCAGUGGUUGAAGUGAUGUGAAUAAGAGGGAGAGUGAUCCGAACGGGAAAAACACAAAAACUGGGCUGUCUCGCUCUCAACAAAGACACAGAAUCGUUGAGCUGAGAAUAAUGUUGCCCAGCUAUAAACAGCCGUCUUUAAAGUUACUACCGAUCUGGAUUUCAUCAUAAACUGAAACCCCCAAAUUCAUGAAUCCAGUUUUCAUCAGCCCUCAAAAAAAGUGAUUCACGGCUUCUGCAUGAUGCUUGUGAUUACACUAAUCAAAAACGAUUUGUCCAUCGAUGAAUAAUAUGUACUAAAUAUCAGUUCUUGGGGUUAUUGUAAGACAGCACAGGUUUUACUGUUCUAAUAGGAAAUAUGAAAGCCACGAAAGAUUGAUUUAAAAUGACUAUUUCUGUAAGAAUUGAAGUCUUUAAAUAAAUAUUCAUAUCAAACUUGUUUGUGUUGUUUUUGGUUGAUCACUGGAUCCUCAGAAUGUCAAGACACUAUAAAAAAGACCCUCAACUAAAACCCAUUUUUGGCCAAUAAGGAUUUUUUUGGUGCCUAUCUUUAACAUUUUAGUGCGUUUACCGACAAAAAUCCUCUUCUCAGAGAUGCUCUCCGUGUUGAUAGACACCUGUCCUGGAUGACGAUGCCAGUAAAAUCGGUUCAAACAGCGCCAGCGCACUGGAAUAGAUGUACUUCACACCAUUGCACCUUUUAAAGUGAGCAUCUCAAGAUCUACUGCAUUAUGACGGGGUGACAGGCUGUCCUAUUCCAAACACUCCUCCAAACCUGGCUGAGAAAUCAGCCUCCCU
This is a messenger RNA of Anarrhichthys ocellatus (wolf-eel), 8509 nucleotides long. Its product is annotated as copine-8-like. Gene Ontology annotation, molecular function: calcium-dependent phospholipid binding. Gene Ontology annotation, cellular component: plasma membrane. NCBI's taxonomy places the organism in Eukaryota, Metazoa, Chordata, Actinopteri, Perciformes, Anarhichadidae. Bases 238 to 1944 code for a protein of 568 amino acids. The transcript is spliced from 20 exons. The record is from RefSeq and is a predicted model, not a curated record. Gene Ontology annotation, biological process: cellular response to calcium ion.